UCCAUUACUGGCCUAAGGCCGCAUGCCCUUUGUGGCAGCGUGCUGGACGACUCGCAAACCCUCUUUGUCAGCAGCCUCUUUAAAAACCACUACGCCUGUACGCCUAACCCGUCUCUGAAAAUGGCGGCACAUGCCCCAUACAUUAUGCCCGAUGGGCGCUCGCUGCAAACUUACCUGCACCAGGAGCGCGAACGCGAGCAGCUGCGCCGGCGCAAGGCGGAGCUGCGUGGAAAGGACCUACAGUUUGCUCAGCUGUUGCGGCAACGCGGCGCGGCGAGCUCAGAGCUGGAGCUGGCGGAGCUCAAGGCCAUGGAGUCGGCAGGCGUGCGGCGGCGCCGCCGCUGGAUUAAUGACAAGACGCUGCGUGACCUGGCUGGGCCACUGUCGGCCGCCGACAUGGAGGCGCAGUUCAAACCCGCGCCCUUUGGCAACCCCGCCGCGCCCAGCGCGCUCUCGCAGGCGAUGGCGCCGGCCAACGCGGCGCUGUGGGAGAACUUCCGCAACAUUGACCCGGAGAAGGAGGCGCGCGUGCUGCAGAAGUGGGCAGCGCACCAGCGCGAGUCGGCGCCGCUGCGGCAGCGGCCCCACAGCCAGGCCAGCCUGGCGCUGCACCGCUGGGCGGCGGUGGGCAAGAAGGCGCGCGCCGCCCUCAAGCGCGCCAACGCGGCCUCCGUCAUGGCGCUGGAGCUGCAGAUACUGGACUUCUUCGAGACGGCGGGCCCAGGCGAGCAGCUGGUGCUGCCGCUGGAGGACGGCUUCGCGCGGCUGCUGGUGCACGGCCUGGCCGAGUUCUACGGCCUGCUGUCCGUCUCGCGACCCGACCCCAGCACCAACACUAACAACAGCACCGGUGCUAGUGCCAGCGGCGGCGCUGGCGGUAACACCUGCGUGGCAGUGUACCGUCGCUCGCGGCCGGCGGCAGGCGAGUCGGAACUGGGCGGCGGCUCAGGGCCAGGGCUGGACAUCUCGCUGCCGCUGGGCCGCGCGGCCGCGCAGCCGGUGGGGGCGGGAGUUGGCCCCAGCCCCGGGCGGAGGGCGGCCGGCGGCACCGCGUCUACAGGGCCGAGCCCGGCGCGUGGCGCGCUGGCGGGCGCAAGCCCAGUGCGGGGCAGCGGCGCGGCGGCGGCGGCGGUCCCGGCGGGCUCGCCUGCGGUGGGUGCCGCAGCCUCGCCUGCGCCUACCGCUUUGGGCACGCCGGCGGUCGCAGGUGCGCAGCAGGCGGGAGGCGCGGCGCAGGGGCUCAGCCCCAGCCCUAGCCCCAGCCCGGGCCGGCGGCUGCCGGGUGCGGGCGGCGUGAGUGGCUCCAGUCCGCCACCGGGUGCGCGCGGUGCGGGGAGGUCCACGUCCACUGGGCCCGGUGCCGGCGGCGGCGGCGGUGGAGCCUCGGAGUCACCGGCGGCGGCAGCGGCUGGUGCGGUGGUUGACCACGAGAUCACGUGCGCCGAUGUGCUGAUGGCGAUGGCGGAGGUGGGACAGAUGGGGCUGAAUGAGGAGACGCUGCGGAGAUACGUGGCCACACACAUUCACGGCACGUUGGCGGCGGAGGGGCGGCAGGAGCAGCAGCAGCAGCGGCCGCGCUCGCAGUCGCAACAGCGACGUUCGCAGCCGCGGGGCCGGGUGGAGUCCUGAGGGCAGGGGCUGUGGGCGUGUAGGGGCGUGUAGGGGCGUCAUGGCGCGGGUUGCGGAAGUGUGAGCAGGCGUGCGAUAUGGCGCUGUGUGACGUGCUGUGAGGUGUGCCUGUGUGGAUGCGUGCGCGGGAGACGCGUGGCGGCUGCUGCUCCGAUUUGGCUGCCUAGUCAGCAACUGUUGAGGGUGUUGUAACAAACGCGGCUC
Messenger RNA from Chlamydomonas reinhardtii, 1833 nucleotides. RefSeq lists its product as uncharacterized. Gene Ontology annotation, molecular function: nucleic acid binding. The transcript has 5 exons. The record is from RefSeq and is a predicted model, not a curated record. Bases 121 to 1629 code for a protein of 502 amino acids. Lineage: Eukaryota; Viridiplantae; Chlorophyta; Chlorophyceae; Chlamydomonadales; Chlamydomonadaceae.